AAAACAAGGCCACCCUCACUAGAUGGGAAAAAUCAAAGGCUCCUCUCCAUAAACGUGCCCCCUCGCCGCGUGACUCAGCUGACUGACCACCACACCCUACACCUAAUCUCGAUUUUGACUCAUCUCUGUCCGCCGGAAAUUCAUGCUCCGCCCGCCGGCGGCUACGCUCACCCCUUUCCGGACAAGGGCAAAACGAUCGCCACGAUGAAUGCGCAGCAGAGGAGUGGAUCGGGUCCUUCUGUUCAAAGCCCUCGAUCGCCGUCCUCGCACUCUCCAUAUUUGACCGUAUCAGUAUCGGAUCCGGCUAAAAUGGGCAAUGGAGUCCAAGCUUACAUUUCGUACAAAGUUAUUACUAAGACAAACUUUCCGGAAUAUGAUGGCUCUGAAAAAAUUGUUAUCCGGAGGUACAGUGAUUUUGUUUGGUUAAGAGAUCGUCUUUUUGAAAAGUACAAGGGUAUCUUCAUCCCCCCUCUUCCAGAGAAGAGCACUCUUCGUGAUGCAGCUUUGCAUUUAAUACUGGGCAUUCUCCUGGGUGCAGAAAAAUUCAGAUUUAGUGCUGAAUUCAUUGAGAUGAGGCGCCAAGCACUGGAUGUUUUUGUCAACCGGAUAGCUUCACAUCAUGAACUUCAGAAAAGUGACGAUUUUAGAAUAUUCUUGCAGGCUGACGAACAGACAAUGGAUAGAGCAAGAUUCCAGGAAACUGGUAUUUUCAAGAAGCCAGCAGAUUUGAUGCAAAUUUUCAAGGACGUACAGUCCAAAGUAAGUGAUGUUGUUCUUGGAAAGGAAAAACCAGUUGAAGAAUCAAGCCCGGAGUAUGAAAAGUUAAGGAAUUACAUUUUUCAGCUCGAAGAUCACCUCUCUGAAGCUCAGAAGCAUGCUUACCGUCUAGUGAAGAGACACAGGGAACUGGGACAAUCUUUAUCAGACUUCGGCAAGGCAUUCAAGCUACUAGCCAACUCUGAAGGAAAUGCUCUUGGAAAGGCAUUUUCUGAGCUUGGUGCAAAAUCGGAGUUAUUGUCAGUUAAGCUGCAAAAAGAGGCUCACCACAUCCUGAUGAAUUUUGAAGAACCUCUAAAAGAUUAUGUUCGGGCAGUGCAAUCUAUAAAGGCAACGAUAGGUGAGAGAGCAAAUGCGUUCAAGCAUCAUUAUGAACUGGCUGAAGCAAUCAAAUUCAAGGAAAUAGACAUGAAUAAGCUCAGAUUAACACGAUCGGAAAAGUUGGUCGAAGCCGAGCGUGAAUACGAAGAGCUAAAAGCUGAUGGGGCUGAGGCAGCCAGAAGAUUUGACAAAAUCGUGAAGUUAAUGAAUGAGGAAAUUAUUCGGUUCCAAGAGCAGAAAACACUCGAUAUGGGACUGGCCUUUCAUGAAUUCGCCAAGGGUCAGGCACGGCUUGCGAACGGUAUUGCCGAGGCAUGGCGAAGCCUUCUUCCCAAGAUUGAAGCUUGCUCUUCCGCACAAUGAAUUGAAGAACUUUCACAGGAAAUGCUUUUCGUAUGAGAAAUUUCAGGCAGGUUUGAGGUUUUGUAUACUGUACAGACUGCGGAUGGAUAUGAUUAUAUGAACACCGAAUUUAUGCACUUGUAACUUUAGACCUAUUAUAAAUGGGGCCUUUUUUUCCUUUUCUUUUAUCUUUUGGAGUUACUAUUUUUAUGAGAUUAUUAAGUCCAAUGUAAUUUGAUCGUCUAUUUGUUCGAUUGCUCACUGACUGGAAAUUGUUGAUUCAUCCUGCAAAAUUGACUGACGUAAGAUUGAGUCAGAGAGAUGAUUGGAAGUUGUUGAUUCAUCCUGUUUAAGCUUAUUAGAUGAUGAAUUCCAUGAUUAUUGAUCGGAACUUGUCUGAUUCAACAAUAUUUGGUGUUUCUGUUUGUACAUUUCUUUCUUCUCCUUCCGUAGCCUGUAGAGGGGCUUCAGUAUAAAUGAAUAUUGUAUUCCUUUUAUCAACACUGAAAACAGAAAAUUCC
Molecule: messenger RNA, 1961 nt
Organism: Striga asiatica
Lineage: Eukaryota; Viridiplantae; Streptophyta; Magnoliopsida; Lamiales; Orobanchaceae
Source: the annotation of a GenBank genome assembly